This is a messenger RNA of Oldenlandia corymbosa var. corymbosa, 1256 nucleotides long. The record is from the annotation of a GenBank genome assembly. NCBI's taxonomy places the organism in Eukaryota, Viridiplantae, Streptophyta, Magnoliopsida, Gentianales, Rubiaceae.
UUCUGGGCCAAUUAUGCAAGUUAUUUUUUUACUAAGAAAGAGUCUCACUAGUAGGUAACCCUAGGAUCAACCCUUUAUAUCAAAGAUAAACUUUCACACCACGUUAUACUUCCAUUAUUAUCUACCUAUAUUAUAAUUGGAGAAUAGUAGUAGUAGCCACAAAUCAGCGAUAAGGUCUGAAGCGCAGAUGGAGGCUUCUAAGAGAAGGUUGAAGUCGGUUUUCGUGACAACUGAAUCUGAUCAAUUGACCCGUGCUUAUUCCGCCCGUAAAGCUGAAGAAAGGAAGAGAAGCUCGAAGAACGCAAGAAUCGCAGCACCUGAAUACGAGUAUUGUGAUGCGAUUGCGGAUUUAUAUCCAAAAGUUGAUAAGGGAACCGCAGCUCUUGCUUUUGCUGUCAAGGAAGGCGUUAUGGUAGCUAUUGAUCAUUAUUCAAGUGGUAGAGCGAAUGCAUCAAAAGAAUAUGCCGGCAACAUUAUUAAUCUUGAUACUCACAUACUGGUCGCUGUUUCUGGAGAUGUUCCAGACCCUCGAUCUUUUCUCAGGGAUCUGAAAACGAAGUACCUCGGACAUAAUCCAGCUGGGAAGAGAAGCACCGUUAAAGAGGCCUCAUAUUGGCUUGCUGACACCCUGUGUUCUCACAGUGACAAAGGUUUCAAAGUAGACCUACUGGUUGCUGGGUGGGACAAAGCUAAUGGUUCUAGUUUGUAUCAAGUAAAUGGUGAGGGAAUCCUUUUUCAACCCAAGUUUUUCGCGAUUAGAUCCGGUUCAUGAAUCGCUGAGAGUCGUUUUUACAGGAAAUCUGAUUAUGAGGAGAUAUUUUGUAUGUCUCCUGGUGAGGCUGAGAAGUUUGCUAGAAAAUUGAUUUCCACAACUACAUGUGAAGUUGUAUGCAAAGUCCAUAUGCGUUUGUGUGGUGAAACUGGUGGUUAGGGGAGUGGGUACCACGUUGGACCCGGUGGGUGGAAGGUUAUCUUUCGUAAUGUAUUGUGAGGGAACCAGCUAUGGAGACGCGUCCGCAUGAUCCGAUGGGGGCGAAGUGGCCUUCUAAGUAUUCAAAUCCGGAUGAUCUGAUUAUCAAGGCAAUAUGGAGACGUUGAGUGGAAGGCCAUCACUGCAAUGACUUUGCGACAGAAGCAGCAAAGAAAAGCUUCCCUUAUGAACGAAGCUUAAUUUUAAAGGAUGUACUUGUGCGUUUUACUUGGUGCUUGGAACUUUAAUAAAAAUGUAAAGGUGUUUUUUAAGUUUGAAAGUGGAC